This is a messenger RNA of Monodelphis domestica (gray short-tailed opossum), 6311 nucleotides long. RefSeq names its product GA binding protein transcription factor subunit beta 2 (gene GABPB2). The record is from RefSeq and is a predicted model, not a curated record. NCBI's taxonomy places the organism in Eukaryota, Metazoa, Chordata, Mammalia, Didelphimorphia, Didelphidae. Gene Ontology annotation, molecular function: transcription cis-regulatory region binding; protein binding. Gene Ontology annotation, biological process: positive regulation of transcription by RNA polymerase II. Gene Ontology annotation, cellular component: nucleus.
GCGGACACAGAGCUAAAAUAGUCCCAGUCACCCCAGAUCUCUGGGAAUGUCUUUCGUCUUUAACAGGCCUCAGGACUCGAAGAAUGAGCCUUUGAGUCCCAGAGACCCUCUCCUCGAAGGGGAUGGGAUGUCUUUAAUCGGUUUCCCACCGCGGAUUCCUCCGCCCGGCUGAUUCUCGUCAGCCCCAUCACUUCCGGGUCCGCCAUUUUGUCGCCUCCAUUUCUCCACGAGGGGGGGUUAAAGGCCCCCCCACCCAAUAUGCAUUUAUGAAAAAUCCAAAAAAAGUAGCCACCGCCGACGGGGCGUCUGACUCAGGGGAGAAAAGGGGACCAAACUGGCGGGCGCGGAGGGAGCAGAGCCGGCGGCGUCCCCGACGCAGCGCUUCCUGAAAAUACUUGUUCUUAUGCAUAAGGAUGUCUUUAGUGGAUUUGGGGAAGAGGUUGCUAGAAGCAGCAAGGAAAGGACAAGAUGAUGAAGUGAGGACCUUGAUGGCCAAUGGCGCCCCUUUUACUACAGACUGGCUUGGAACAUCACCUCUCCAUCUCGCAGCCCAAUAUGGUCAUUAUUCCACAGCGGAAGUGCUCCUGAGAGCAGGGGUUAGCAGGGAUGCCAGGACUAAGGUAGACAGAACUCCCUUGCAUAUGGCCGCAGCAGAUGGACACACACAUAUCGUGGAGCUGCUUGUCCGGAAUGGUGCUGAUGUCAAUGCCAAGGACAUGCUGAAAAUGACUGCUUUGCAUUGGGCCACAGAACACCAUCAUCGUGAUGUUGUAGAACUCCUAAUUAAGUAUGGAGCUGAUGUCCAUGCCUUCAGCAAAUUUGAUAAAUCUGCCUUUGACAUCGCUCUGGAGAAAAACAACCCUGAGAUUCUCGUCAUUCUCCAGGAGGCAAUGCAGAACCAGGUGAAUGCCAAUCCUGAGAGAGCCAACCCAAUGGCCAACACAGUGACGAUGGCUGCUCCCUUCAUCUUCACGUCUGGAGAAGUGGUCAACCUGGCCAGCCUUGUGUCCUCAGCCAGCACCAAACCCACUGCAGUAGGUGAUUCCCAUUCUUCAACAGUACAGUUCUCAAAUUCUACCACCUCAGUGCUGGCCACCCUAGCUGCUCUGGCUGAGGCAUCAGCUCCUCUUUCUAACUCCCACAGAGCCACGGCCAAUUCAGAAGAAAUCAUGGAAGCAAAUUCUGUAGACUCAGCAAUCCAACAAGUAGUGGGGAGUGGAGGCCAAAGGGUCAUCACCAUAGUGACAGAUGGAGUCCCCCUGAGUAAUCUCCAGACUGCAAUUCCUGCUGGUGGUAUUGGUCAUCCAUUCAUUGUGACUAUGCAAGAUGGACAGCAAGUUCUAACUGUACCUGCUGGUCAGGUUGCAGAGGAGACCAUUAUUGAAGAGGAAACAGAAGAGGAAGAAGCAGCAGAAGAGUUGCCAGUGGCCAAAAAACAAAGGACAGAAGAAGUGAUAGACGGCGUGGAUGAAGACAAGGAAGACAUAGAAAGAGAAUUGCUACAACAGCAGCUCCAGGAGGCCAAUCGCAGAGCCCAGGAAUACAGACAUCAGUUACUAAAGAAAGAGCAGGAAGCGGAGCAAUAUCGUCUCAAGCUAGAGGCCAUGUCCCGGCAACAGCCAGAUGAAACUGAGAUCACAGUAGUAGAGGAGGUGGCUGAGGUGGAUGCUGUCGUGGUUACAGAAGAAGAAGUGGAAGGGAGGGGAACAGAAGUUACAGGGUCAGUAGGGACUGUGGAACCUCAUGCUGAUGUUGCCAUGGAAACUGUUGCAUCCUAACAUUCAGGCCUCUACCCUCUAUCCCCCUUUCUUUUUCGUACUUAAAAAAAACACAACAGGAAAAAAAAACCACCUAUUUUAAAAUAUCCAGGACUUUUAAAAAAGAAUUAACAGUAGGACACAGCCCUGUGGACUGGGGAGAUCUCUUCAUGCAACUGGAAAAUUAAAACAUAAUUUAUGGGGAGAUGUCUUCUGGACCCAAAGAAUGGGGACCAAAUUUCUCAACUCAUAAGAUUUGUUUCAAGCAUAAAGGUUUAGGGGGUUUUUUGGUUCUUUUUUAUGACUAGAUCUCUAAUUUUAAGCCCCAAGAGUUUUUUAUUUGCUAUGAUAGCUCCCCUGCACACCCAGUCUUUUUAGUAAUAUUACCAGCAAGUGACCUAAAAUUUGCCUUGGACUUACAAUACAUGCCUACUUGCUAGAUGAAGUUUAGAGAAGAUAAAAGGAAAUAAUACCCUGUAUUCAAAAUAAUUUGCUGAUCUUUAGCUGCCCUGGACUGCCUGCCUAUCUGCACCGAAAAGAACUGUUAGGCGAUUGCCUGACACAUUUGAAGCUGUUUUAUGUCAUACCUGGGGUACCAUUUUAAAAAGUUAAAAGUCUUUGACAGCCCAGAAUGCCAGUACUUAUCUGGAGUGUCGCAGGCAAUAUGGAGCCUCAGAAGCCUGACCUCAUUGGGAAAGGAAGGGCAGCAGAAGCUAGGAGGCUAUGUAUGAAAUCCACUCAAACCUGGGGAAUCAGAAGAUGGCCUUUUCCAAGACAGACCUUCUGGUACCAGGUAUACAGCUCUAAGCAGCAUUCUUGAUCCACCUGUGCCUUUCCCUGAGGUUUAGAUUCAUCCACUUAUAUAUGCAUAAUGUCAGAGGUAAGGCGAAGGGUGUUUCAUUGUUCUGUGUUCAUCUAGAUUGGGAUGAGUGAAUUUGCUUAAUUAUUUCUCUCCUUUCAUGUCUUCCUUUCCCUCUUCCCUAACCCCCAGCACUUAGAAAAGUGGUGCUCUGCCUUCAGUGAAUGUUAACACACCACCGAUGAGUGACUAAAUCAGAAUUAUCAGUGUUGUAAAAUAAGGAACCAAAGACUUGACUAAAAACAAAAGAAAAAACAAAAAAACAUGCCAUUUGAAAAGUGUUUUCUUCAUUUUUCACAUGUGCCAGUUUAAACUUUUUUUUCCAGGGGAAAAAAAUGUUUAUAAAGGAACAUGGAAGAAAGGGAAUAUAAGGGUAGGCCAGGGUUAUGUUUCAGAGAAGGGCCCCCUCCCUCUAGCAUUACUGCCUUUCUUCUUUUGUUGCAAAGCAGGGGAAGAAACCCAGGGAGAGAUGAGCCAAGUAAACACUCAAAUGACUGUUUAGAAUCUGGUUGUCUUAAUUAGUGAUCAUGGGGAAAACAGGCAUUUUUAAUUUGGAAAAAAACUUGACAGUUAACAUGGCUCCAUUUACCUUGAUUAGCCAAGCAAUUUGAUGCAGUUUUCGAGUUUCAGAAUCAAUUUGGGCUUAGACUAGAUUGAAAACGGAAUUUCAAAAAACAGUUUAACAAUUGGAUUUGGCUAUGUUGCUGUAUAUUCAUUUAAUCAAUUUUGGAAAUUGGUCUCAGCUAGUGGCCACAUCAGCCAGGUCUCUCUAAAGCUUUCAGCCUGGCCUGUCAUGCAGCAUCUCCAUGUGGGCAAGGAGGAAGGUAGCUCUUGGAGGCUUCCUCUGGCUUGGGAAGGAGACCUGAGGUCUCAACCUUCUUGAUCCCAUUUAUGGUGUUUUUUUCUGUUUUCAACUCCCUUUGGGAAACCAGGAAUUAGUUGUGUAUGCGCAUGUGUUGUUUCCUAUUUGUAGUCUUAGAUUUAAACAAGAUCAAAGGGGAAAUUGGAACAGAGUCCAUUUCAGGGGUCUUUGUCAUGUGUCGACUUAAAUACAUUUUUUUUUUCAACCCAUAGAAGCUCUUCAGGCCAAACAACCUUGGCCUGUAGAUAUGAUCUAAGUAGUACAAGUUUAUUCUACUUUUCCCUUCUUCAUCUGGCAAUUGUGUGUUUCCUUCCAGAUACCCAGAACCUCUCUCUACUCCCUUCCCAUUUUGAUUGGCAUGUUGAUACAAGUUACCCUUGACUUCUCUCACUGGACCCUCUUCUCCUCUGCCCAUUUCUUGAAUGGCAGUGUUCCUGACAAGUCAUGGAGGUGGGUGAUAGGGGUGUUUUUGUGGGAGAAGAGGGUAUAUUGUUGGUGGGAAAGAGUGAGCCAUCAGUCAUACCGUGGCAUCUUUAUCCUCUUGGAAUAGAGAGCUUUGCACUGAGAAGGGAGGUAGGAUCGAGGUCUUUGGUUAUGUGACAGCAGUUCAAAUCAGGGUGCUUUGAGAAGUUGUUUGAUGUUAAAUGAUGGUAAUUCCCAUAGUUCUGAGUAUCUUCUUGGGACUUGCUGGGGUAGGUAAUUGCCACAGCUCUAGGGAACAACAUGGCAGCUCUUCCUUGCCUGAUCUGGCUUUAGAGGGUCAGAGAGAGCUUAUUGGCAGAAUAGUCACAAAGGGCUAGAUGGCAGGUCCUAUUCCUUAGGGAGAUGGUUAGAGAGUCAGUACUAAUGAGAAGGAAAUUUGGGGCCCCAGGGGUUGUCUCUCUUAAAAGAAAAGCUGCUUAAGAAAUGUCAGUAUUACUGUCAGGAGCCCCUAGGCUUGCAUUUUAAACUAAGGGCAAUUUGUCUUAUUCUUUCUCCAAUAGGAAAAAAUUCCUUCCUAGCUUUAGGGGAAGUGAGAUAUGAAUUUGUAAUCCCUUCCCAUCACUGUCCUUCUGGGGACCUCUCAGUUUAAAUAAAAUAAUUCAAGAUGCAUACAUAUGUGCACAUAGACACAUGUGUGUGUGUGUGUGUGUGUUUUGAUGUCCCAUUCCCUCUGCCCCCCAACACUGACUAUAGCUUUAAAUAAUAGGUCCUCUUAAUUCAGUAAUAUCAGGAAUCUGUGACAUAAAAUGACUUGUUUUCUUUAUUUUGCUUUCAAAGAACUGAAUUCAUCAUAGGGCUAUCCAUUUAGGGAGUGGCUUUGAGUGACUCAUAUUUUAUUGGUACCUUUUACUGGGUUUACACAUGUGUAUAUCUGUAUAUACACAUACAUAUGCAUGAAUAAAGAAACACACACAUACAUUUUUCCACAUUUUCCUUUCCUCAGGGUUCAACUCCAAAGAAAAACUAUGUAGAAUGAGUGUUAGGGUCUAAGAAGUAAUACUUUCUCCUUAGAUUCAUUGUGGAGUUGUGAGGGAGAGAGGGGAACAAAGACUGUUCAUUUCUUGGUUUGGGUUUCUUUGUGAAGAGUGCCUUGAAGAAGGCUGAAAAGCGAGUAUCCAGGGUGACCCAAGCCUGGGCUUCUGAAGGAUUUGCUUGGCAUGUGGUACAACUGGUACUGCAGAUGCUCGAUGUUUCACAAUAGCAUCAGACGCUGGAAAUGGAGCUCCGUAAUUCAGUAGGAAGCACUAGGCCUCUCUUCUCACCAUGGCAGAGCCUUUAGAGAAGAGGGAUCCAGCUCUCUGGACCUCUUUCCCCAGACUUCUUGGGACUAUUGUGAGAAUUCCUGUCACUGUUCCCAAAAUGAUAGGUAUUUUUAUAGUCAAAUGAUGCCAGGAUAGAGUUAAUUCUUCCAGGAAACUUAGGCUAAAUGAAGAUGGUCCUUUCUGAAUUUCUUUGGACUGCCUUAUACUUUUUACUCUAGCUAUGCAGACCCAGCCUUGAAAGGCUAGAGGCAAUCAUUCAAGUGAGGUGAAUGUCAGGAUUUAAUGCCCUAUAUGCUGCUUUCUCUUACACAUGAUGGCUAAAUACCCCAGAUUCCUAUUCAUUUGAUGAAUUCUCUGAAUGACGACCUUCCAGUCGGCCUAGGGACCACCAGCAGGAGAGGCUGUGAGCAGCUCUGAACUCCAGGUGCUGUCUUUUCUGAGCCUCACAGGGCUGAAGGGGAGAUGCUGGUGACAGUCCUACACUGUAAUAGUCAUGUGAUCAGCAGGAAAUGGUGGCCCUAAAUCUCCACCUCACCUCCUGCCUCCCUGACCCCACUGCACCUACCACAAUGAGGUUUUUCCACACAGGGAGAACAUAAUUACUUGGUCAUUUCCAUUCUCUGUUUGCGAGUUCCUGUCUCUCUCUGCCCUUCCCCCUCCAUCCCUUGCACCCUGGCCCUGUUCUAGAGGGUGUUUCACAGCAUUAAUGUAGGUCACAGCCUCUAGCCAUGCUGCCCUCUCAGCUUCAGGAAUCUUGCUUUGUGUCCAGCUUUGCCCUUUUCAUCAGCCUUCUAUUCCCCAUUUCCCUGUGUGCCUCUUCCCCCUCAAAUCGCUCAGCACAGAAACUGUUUCUCCAAGUGCCCUCAAUUUUUCAAGUUGUCUGACAGUUUUAUAUACACAACACUUUUAGGAAAACCUAAAUAUUUUCCUCUUUUUCUAUUUAGGAUGUUAUUGAAAUAGUGUUUGAUUCUGAUGAGCGUGUAUGUAUACAUAUACAGAUAUAUAUAUAUAUAUAUUUACAAUUUUUGUACAAUUGUUUUAAAAAUAAAAGAUGUUUCUUAAUAAAAUGCCCAGGUUUUACUAUCUCA